Molecule: messenger RNA, 531 nt
Organism: Cladophialophora psammophila CBS 110553
Lineage: Eukaryota; Fungi; Ascomycota; Eurotiomycetes; Chaetothyriales; Herpotrichiellaceae
Exons: 2
Coding region: 1-531 (176 amino acids)
Source: RefSeq, a predicted model, not a curated record
AUGGCGACGACUCCUCAGAGCUCAAGCAAGGAAAUGAUGAAGAAUAAGAAUGUCGCCGGGGGCCAGCUCGCAAUGCACUCUAAAGAUCCUCCGACCGGCUUCUUUCGCGAUGGAUACUGCAGGACUGGACCUGAAGACAAAGGCAAUCAUUCGGUCGCAGCCACAGUGAACCAAGAGUUUCUGGACUUUACAAAUUCAAGAGGAAACAACCUGAGAGAGGCGGGAGUCAAGGAUGGAAUGAAGUGGUGUCUCUGUGCACACCGGUGGAAGGAAGCAUUCGACGCCGCGCAAAAGGGACAAAUAUCACAAUCGGCAGUGCCACGAGUGCAUCUCCACGCCUCUCACGAGAGUGCCCUGAACACUGUCAAGUAUGGAGAUUUGAGCAAGUAUGCCAUGAGCGGAGAAGCUCCGAAGGAAUCGACCAGAAACCGACAGAGCGCCCACAGUGAUCCGGAGCAGCCUUCACACGGGGUCGCCAGGGAGACGACAGAGCUGAGUGGUAGGGCGGAGCCAGGGAGAGUCGGGGGAUAG